CCUUUAUUUGCAAUUGGAUUCUGAGUUGUUACUCCACCCUUAAGAAGUUUAUCCGCCUGUACAUGAAUUUGUAUUACAGCCACAGGAGGAGGGGGUAUGAAGACAAGGCAGUGUGGGCGGUUUACAAGAAGUGUUUGGUUUAGAAGAGUAAAAGAAAGAAAGAGCGAGAGACAGAUAAAGCUGAGGGGAGGAAGGAAGUCAGAGAUCAGAACUCAAUACACAUUGUUUUCCAGGACAUUUCAAGAAUACUGUGAAGACAGAGAGGAGGAUUUAUCACAUCUUUCUACCCUUUCCUUUCAAUUAGAAAAAUGAAAUCCAUAAUAAAGAGAUCUUUUUCAGACUUCUUCUUUGAAUACGAAACUCCACGGCAGGUUCUGGUCAAGAACAGAAGAGUUGCAGUUGUGUGCAGAAUCAUCCAGCUGGGCGUUUUAUCCUACAUCAUUGGGUGGGUGUUCAUGUAUGAGAAAGGCUACCAGACAGUGGAUACUGCCAUAAGCUCCGUCUUCACCAAGAUGAAGGGAGUGUCCUUCACAAACAUCAGUGGAAAGGAGAGGAUAUGGGAUGUAGCUGAUUAUGUUUUUCCUGAACAGGGUGACUCGUCUUUUGUUGUGAUGACGAACUACAUUUCUACUGAGGGACAGAAACAGGGCAAAUGUCCUGAGCUGUUAGAUGGGAAGAACAAGUGCACCUCGGACGCAGACUGUGAUGAGGGCAAAUACAAACGUACGGGAAAUGGGCAAAUGACGGGCAAGUGUGACACUACCACCAGUACUUGUGAGAUCUACUCCUGGUGUCCUGUUGAAGACGACCGUAAAGUACCAGACCCUCCAAUCCUGUGGACAGCAGAAAACUACACACUGUUCAUCAAAAACUCCAUUACUUUUCGCCAGUUUAAUGUAGUAAGGAGUAACUUGGUGGAGAGUGUAAACCAGAGUUACAUCAAUACGUGUUUGUAUCACAGCCAGACUGAUCCACUGUGUCCUAUCUUCAGACUAGGAGACAUUGUUGAGCGCUCCGGGUUCAAUUUCUCUGAGAUAGCUUGGAAGGGUGGUGCUAUAGGAGUCCUCAUUGACUGGGACUGCAAUCUGGACCUGAAUAUUAGACACUGCAAACCAAAGUAUGAAUUCUAUGGUCUUUACGGAACAGGGAAAAACGACAAAGAGGAGAAACCAUCAUUGGGAUACAAUUUUAGAUAUGCUAAAUAUUAUGUGGAGGAUAAAGUGGAGAAGAGAACACUAAUGAAGGUGUAUGGUGUACGGAUAGACAUCAUUGUUCACGGACGGGCAGGAAAAUUUGAUAUCAUCCCAACGCUGACGGCCAUAGGUUCAGGAGUAGGAAUCUUUGGAGUAGCCACCGUUGUGUGUGAUUUGCUCCUUCUAUAUUUACUUCCAAAGAGAGAUUUCUAUAAAAGCAUGAAAUUCAAGCAUACAGAAGUCCAGGAAGAGAAUCCAACCUUGCCCCCGUCAGAGAAAGAAAGAGAGAUACAGAAGGAGUGAAGUCAGACGGCUGCCAUGACGACUACUGCACUGAAAAAAACAACAACACCUUAAGACGGUCCGAAGGAACUGUCAAACAUCACUUUUCUUUUCUAAAUUAAUUUCUGUCCCAAACUACUGAAAACAUAUUCAAUUAUUGUUUUGAUUUAAGACAGCUAAUCUCCACUGGGUGUGUUAGUAGAGAGGCUCAGGGCUGUAAAGAAACAAUUUUAUAAGGUGUUAACAGGGUGUACAGAGUUUUUUACAGAAAUUUUAUUUUUGUCUUUACAAACAGGGUAAUGUCUGGAUAUGUCACCCAUAUAUUGUACAAAUCUAGAUACUGUAUCUCCUUAAAAGAGUUAUUUUACUAUUCUUCUUGUAGCAAGUCAAACUGUGAUGCAAACUGUGACCCUGUGAUUUUUGUGUGAAUUAACGUUUAGAUGGUCAAUGAAUCAUCUGAGGCUUAAAGGGUUAGUUCACCCAAAAAAUAAAUUAUGUUGCUCAUGCCGUUCCACACCCGUAAGACAUUCGUUUAUCUUCGGAACACAAAUUAAGAUAUUUUUGAUGAAAUAAGCCUGCAUCACCAGUAAUAACACUUCCUUUUUCAGUGCCCAGAAAGCUACUAAAAACAUUUAAAA
Messenger RNA from Megalobrama amblycephala (Wuchang bream), 2113 nucleotides. It is a transcript of the gene p2rx1, whose product is annotated as purinergic receptor P2X, ligand-gated ion channel, 1. The record is from RefSeq and is a predicted model, not a curated record. Gene Ontology annotation, molecular function: extracellularly ATP-gated monoatomic cation channel activity; ATP binding; purinergic nucleotide receptor activity. Gene Ontology annotation, cellular component: nuclear inner membrane; plasma membrane. Gene Ontology annotation, biological process: monoatomic cation transmembrane transport; response to ATP. Lineage: Eukaryota; Metazoa; Chordata; Actinopteri; Cypriniformes; Xenocyprididae. The transcript is spliced from 13 exons. The coding region runs from base 309 to 1496 and encodes 395 amino acids.